AUGGCCAGUCAGGAUUUGCUAAAAUCCGGGUGUAUGCGCAGGAUUGGUAAUGGUAGAUCGACUAAGGUAUGGACAAUUCCCUGGCUACCGGAUGCCCAUAACCCAUAUGUGGAAUCUGAUCAGGUUUUUGCUAAUCAGUCUUUGCUAGUCUCGGACUUGAUAGAUGACAAUACGGGGAGGUGGAAUGUUGAUCUCUUGCACCAGGGGUUUAACCCACGGGAUGUGAUGUUAAUUUCUCAGCUACCUGUAAAUUUGGAUUAUGAUGAUAUGUGGUAUUGGGAAGGGGAUUUAAAGGGAUGUUACUCGGUCAAGAAUGGUUAUCAUAGGUUGAGUUUUAUAAGCUCACAAGUCUCUCCUGUAUGGCAAAAUAUCUGGAGUUUACAGGUUCCCCCCAAGUGGAGAGUGUUUUUGUGGCGAGCCCUCUUGAAUAUUCUGCCCUCGCUUGAUAAUUUGAUAAUUAGGAGGGUGGAUCUAUUGAAUAUUUGUCCAUCGUGUGGCCUUUAUGAAGAAUGUCUUUUGCAUAUAUUUUGUUCGUGCCCGUUUGCUGUCACUGUUUGGCAUAUGUCUCAGAUUCAAAUCCCCUCUUUUGCCAACAGGAGUUUCUUGCAGUGGACUGAAGAAUGGCUCGGUGGUGCGUCUCAGUUUGGCGCAGAUGCCCAAGGCCGUAUCUGCGGUAUUCUUCAUGCGAUUUGGACAGCGAGAAAUACGGCGGUGUGGGAUGGGUGCAUGCCGACUCCGUAUUCCCUCCUUUGGCGAUUCUCGGCUGCGUGGACUGCAUGGACCGACUGUGAGCGACAGCGUCAACAAGCCUGCUGCGGAAACACUAUGCUGCAACCGUCACCUUCUACUGCGACAUCUCAGGUUCCUACGCCGUAUCAAUGCUACGUUGAUGCCGGUUUCCACGGAACUAAUCAUGCGGCUGCAUUUGGUUUUAUUGUAUUGGAUAACGACUCCUCCUAUGUGGUGGCAGCCAACGGCCCUUUAUCGUGUCCGCAUGAUCCCCCUUUAGCGGAGGCUAUGGCGCUACGCGAGGCUCUCUCUUGGUUGAAGGACAACGGGUAUUCAGGUGGAAGACUUUACACGGAUUCAUCGGUUUUGGUCUCAGGAUUGAAGUGUGCCAGUUCGUUUCGUAAUUAUUUUGGAUUCAUUUUAUUGUCUUGCAAUCGUUUAAUUAAUGCUAUGCCUGGAACACUAGUUAGUUUUGUGAAUAGGGAGGCCAAUCAUGUGGCUCAUUCCUUAUCUAAACACAUAUCUGCAGUAGCUGGCCGUUCUGUUUGGAGGGAUGUACCUCCUGCUUUUAUUCAGCCCUUGGUGGCUAAUAUAAUCUGA
This is a messenger RNA of Ipomoea nil (Japanese morning glory), 1329 nucleotides long. RefSeq lists its product as uncharacterized. The coding region runs from base 1 to 1329 and encodes 442 amino acids. Lineage: Eukaryota; Viridiplantae; Streptophyta; Magnoliopsida; Solanales; Convolvulaceae. The record is from RefSeq and is a predicted model, not a curated record. The transcript has a single exon. Gene Ontology annotation, molecular function: nucleic acid binding; RNA-DNA hybrid ribonuclease activity.